AUGAAUGGACAAGCGGCAGAGAGUGGUGGCGGUGGUUCCAUCAACAUCACACAACUUCCACUUGAGCAGCUGGAGGAACUGAGAAAACAGCUGCAAGCGGAUGUUAACAACCUGUCGGUUGCCCACGAAAGCCUUCUCAGUGCACAAAGUCGCUUUUUAAGCAAUUGCGACGUGUUGUCGGAGUACCAAAAGGUCUGCGAGGCGGCCCGCGCAAGUCCGGAGAAACAGCCGGAGGCUCUUCUCUGCAUCAGUAGUGCCCUUUAUGCGAGUGGCCGCAUCGUACCGAGCGAUCGCGUGCUGGUGGACGUUGGAACGGACUACUUUUUGGAGAAGUCGAUGGGGUCCGCUAGGUCGUACUUCGCUGGCCGCUCCGACGCGGUGCGGGAAAAUAUUGAGGCGCUGGAGCAGAAAAUACGGGUGAAGCGGGCACAACUUGCGCAGGUGGUGGACACCAUGCGUGGAAAGCAGACGGCGUUGCAGCAGACAUCCGCGGCAUGA
This is a messenger RNA of Trypanosoma cruzi, 498 nucleotides long. RefSeq names its product prefoldin, putative. NCBI's taxonomy places the organism in Eukaryota, Euglenozoa, Kinetoplastea, Trypanosomatida, Trypanosomatidae. The record is from RefSeq and is a predicted model, not a curated record. Gene Ontology annotation, biological process: regulation of DNA-templated transcription; protein folding. The transcript has a single exon. Gene Ontology annotation, cellular component: prefoldin complex; cytoplasm. Bases 1 to 498 code for a protein of 165 amino acids.